CGGAUACGAGAAGCUAACGGUGCAGGAAACAUUAUUAUCUCGCAGCUGCAGAUUACAGCUGUCGAACCGCGUCUCUAUUGAGCGUGGCUUAGCUCAGUAGUUCCUCCGUGUCUCCGAGGCAUGUAAGACUGAAAGACUGUAUCUGAAAAGAAAGCAAACUUCGUUAAAAAAGAAAAGAAAUUUGAAGACAUCAAAAGGCAGCUGCUUUCUAUAUUUGAAGGCCUUGGAAUCAGUUUAAAGGAAAUGAAUUUGCUGUUUGCCGCUCUACUGUGUUGGUGCUGCCUUGGAUGCUGCAGAGGCGAUCAUGGAUGUAUCCUGUCCGAAACAAGCACCAGGAAAGCUACCAUAACAGAGGGAUUCCCGGGCACCAUCUACUUGCUGCCCGAAGGACGCUUCGACAGAGUAUUCCUGAGGUUAUUUAUGGAGAGAAGCGACGUUGGGCUGAAUGUGAAGACGAUAACUAUGAAACGGGAAGAUCUCCCGCAGAGUAAAAAGAUGCAAGAAAUCAUUGUUUCAAUUGAUUCCGAAGGCCACCCGACCAUGUCCCUUCCCGACCUCACCGAGAGGACCUUCGCCUGCUGCCCCAACUACGAGAUCGAGAAGCUGGAAGUGGAGUCGGAGGGCGGCGGCGUCUGGCUCUUCUACAGGUGUCCAGAAGCCGUGAACAAAGAGAGGCUUCACAGGAUUACCGGCCGCGGAUCGGAAGCCGGUGACGCGCCGCCCCUCGUCUGCAGCUCGCAGGGUCGGCCACGCCCCGCCGCGCGCGUGUGGGUGCCGCUGGUGUUGGCGCUCCUUCGUCGUCGCGUCGGCUUCGCGUAACCCUUCCGCGGGUUUUUGCUCAAAGGAACGCUGUCGAAUUCUCUGAGGAAAUAUUCUCGUGAAAAACAGGAGGAUCUCAAACCACCAACAAACACAAAAGAAAAAAAAAAAAAUGAAGCGACAGAACUAAAA
Messenger RNA from Penaeus vannamei (Pacific white shrimp), 951 nucleotides. RefSeq lists its product as uncharacterized. NCBI's taxonomy places the organism in Eukaryota, Metazoa, Arthropoda, Malacostraca, Decapoda, Penaeidae. The record is from RefSeq and is a predicted model, not a curated record.